Messenger RNA from Cornus florida, 1691 nucleotides. RefSeq names its product F-box/FBD/LRR-repeat protein At1g13570-like. Bases 273 to 1502 code for a protein of 409 amino acids. Gene Ontology annotation, molecular function: protein binding. The transcript is spliced from 4 exons. Lineage: Eukaryota; Viridiplantae; Streptophyta; Magnoliopsida; Cornales; Cornaceae. The record is from RefSeq and is a predicted model, not a curated record.
GGAAAUUUAGGGCUCCGGACCAGCCCACCUAAUUUUUGGGCUAGGGCUUGCACUCAAUCAAACUGUGACGUCUGUUGAACUUACCUUCUCUUUUGUGCAUUUUUACUUGAAUUAUACACUAAUUAUUAUUGUUGUAUACUCUCUCUAUAUAUAGAGAGUUUGGGAUCUCUGCCAAUUAUGAAUUUAUGGUGGGUUUUGAAUGAGAGUUGAACUCUAUAGUCUCUACAACUUCGUUUUCCAACUAAAAAGGUGCGAUUGGCGCAGUCGUUAUAAUGGAUCAAACAGUGACAAGCAGUUGUAAGGCUGCCAAUGCUGCAGAGGAUAUUAUUAGUGACCUACCAAGAGAAUUAAUAGAUCGUAUACUAGGGUGUAUGCCCAUUCGAGAUGUUGCAAGAACAAGUGUGUUAUGUAGAAAGUGGAGGUGUAUUUGGGCUACACAUCCGCGACUCAUACUUGACGGUCAGUUCUGCCAAGAGACCAUAGAAAACAAACCAUUCAUUCCACAGAACUUUGUGAAUGUGAUCAAUAAAAUUUUCCGACUUCACAGUGGUCCCAUUCUGGAAUUUUAUCUCAAAAUUCCGUUCUCCAUAGGUACUGAUCAGAACGCAGAUAUUGAUCAUUGGAUACUAAUUCUGUCAAGAAAUGGUAUUAAGAAACUCACCUUUUUCUGUGUAAGUCCUCUUGCCUAUAAACUGCCGCCUUCUAUAUUUUCUUGUUCACAAUUGACUGGUUUGAGGCUCUGGAACUGCAUACUCAAGCCACCACAUGGAACUGACGUACUCGGAACUCUGUUCUCAAGUGCACCUUUACUUGAGGAUCUUAUUAUUUCGGAGUGCGUUGGUAUUGAGCAUUUUAAUAUCCAUGCUCCCGCGCUAAAAUAUCUGAUGCUCAUGGGCAGUCGUGAAUUUAAAUCGAUAUCUUUCAAAAACAGCCCGAAUAUUACUAUGCUCACUAUUUUACUGAACGCUAAAGUUGAUAAUCCAGAGUGGGGUAAAACCACCAAUUUGAUUGAGCUUGUUGCUAGUUUGCCUAGAAUCAAGGUUCUAAUGCUAGACAAAUUUGUUUUGAAGGUUUUAGCUGCAGGUACGGUCUCAAAGAGGUCUCCAGCAAUUAAGCACUUGUGGUAUCUUCAUUUGGCUGACAUAAAUUUCGACGAUUUGGACCAGAUUUCUUGCAUUAUGUGCUUGCUUGAAAGCUCCAUUAACUUGAAGCAACUUCAUAUCACGGCCGAUGAAGGCACAGGUAAAGUCAUGCAACCGUUCUUCAAUUUUUAUAAAGAAUCCGACUGGAUUGACCUGAAACUUCGAAUUGUUAGACUUAUUCUUGACAAGUCAUGUUCAACGGCUGAAUUUCUCUUCAUCGAGUUUUUACUUGCCCAUUGCCUAAUUCUUGAGAAAAUGUUGAUCGAGAUUGAUGCAAAUGAAGGGUGUAGUAUCUCAAAAAAGUUGAUGCAGCUUCCGCGAGCUUCCCAGAGAGCAGAAGUAAUACUUGUGCAGCUAUAAUCUUUAUUUUCACAAGCAAACAAGCUAGUUGAUACAGAUUAAUUUUUUACCAUCCCCUUCUGGAAGCUUUUGGUUUUUGAAGUCUAUUUGUACAAAUUAAAUCAGAGUGAAAGAAGUCAAAAUUAUGUUUCUACUUUCUUGAGACUACAAAGUAGAAAACGAAAAAAUUACUAAAUGCACCUUUAUCUA